AUGCCGAAGAGGCAAAUCCCAUGCAGUGGAAACCUCAAGGAUCUUCCGACAACCUUUCGUAUCAACAGUUUGCUAGAUGUGCUGGCCAUCAAAGAAUGCCAUACUACUGGAGUGAAAUGUGCGAGUGAACGCAAGUUACAAGUUCAGUCUUUGAUCGAGUCGCAAAAGGAGAAAAUUAAACAGAAAAGAAACGAAAUUGUCGAACUUGAAAUACUGUGUAACCAUAUUGAGCCACAAGCCGACACAGUGAAACAAGACAUCCAUAAGUUCGCUGAAAACAUGAUCGCAGCCAUUGAAAAAAAGAGGAAGGAAAUGAUGAUCAAAGUCGAACUACAACAAAAAGAGUCCUUUGCAUGUGUGCGAACUCCAGUAUACGAGGUAAAGCGUCAAGUGAAACUGCUGGAAACAGCAGUCGAAAAAGCUGAAACACUUUUAAAACGAUGUACAAGUACCGAGUUAACACAGUCAAUGAAGACGAUCUUACCGGAAGAGGUCAGCGAUGAUGAAAAACAAUCCUCAUCUGACAUUGAAGGUCUCCGUCAGUUCCGUUUCAAAGGAAACAAAACCUUACUUGAUAGUUUAAACUCUGACAGCAUCGGCUCAUUUGUAACCUUUGUGAAUAAAACUCUCGCUCAUCAGUCAACCGCCGAAGGAAAAGGAAUCAGUUCGUCAGUUGGAAUACUUAACGGUCCAUUUAGAGUGGCAGUGAAUGAACGAGAUGAAAUUGCUGUGACUUACGCUGGUGACUACAGGGUUCAGGGUGAUAAACAGGGAGAAAUUGAUUACCCCGCUGGGCUCGCACAUGAUAGAAAUAAGAACACUGCAGUGGUGGACACUACUAACAAGCGCAUUCAAUUGUUCAAUGAGCAAGUUAACAAGGCAGGACACGUGAUGGUCUGUGACAAAAACAAUCACAGAGUUCAGGUGUUUGAAAUGAGUAGUAAAUUUGUUACAAAGUUUGGAAAAGAAGGGAGUGAGCUAGGAGAGUUCCGCAUGCCAACAUCUACAGCGGCUCA
Messenger RNA from Stylophora pistillata, 1016 nucleotides. RefSeq names its product E3 ubiquitin-protein ligase TRIM71-like. Lineage: Eukaryota; Metazoa; Cnidaria; Anthozoa; Scleractinia; Pocilloporidae. The record is from RefSeq and is a predicted model, not a curated record.